Saccostrea cuccullata (small rock oyster) is the source of this 1509-nucleotide messenger RNA. RefSeq names its product neurogenic locus Notch protein-like. The record is from RefSeq and is a predicted model, not a curated record. Lineage: Eukaryota; Metazoa; Mollusca; Bivalvia; Ostreida; Ostreidae. Gene Ontology annotation, cellular component: membrane. The transcript has 9 exons. Bases 1 to 1509 code for a protein of 502 amino acids.
AUGAACACCAAUGAAAUGAUUUGGUCCAUGAUAUUUGUUGUAUCAAUCGGAAGAACAAACUCCUUUGACUUUUUAGCUUUUAAAAGGCCGGUGAGUGUUAGUACUAGAUACAACAGUGAGUACUUUUCUCCAAGUAAUGCUGUAGACGGGGAUCGCAGUACAGACCUGUUGAAAUGUACACUGACGGGCUUUGACCAGAAAGAGGCGUGGUUACGGGUAGACCUCGGCUCAAAGAAAAAUAUCGAAUCGAUAUCAAUUCUACAUGGAGGUUUGGGCGUGGAUGCAUCCCCAAUAAGCUCAACUACUUCGGGUGUACUGCCAGAUAAUGACGGUGCAGGACAUGUAUUUCUGGUAGAUAAUGGAACAGUUUGUGGAGAAAAUUUUGGUUCGGGCGAUGCAAUGGUUAUCUGUCUGAUAUGGGGAUUCAUUCCAGAUUAUCCAUCAUACAGGAAAGUGAAUAUGUCUUCUAGGAUUCUUCUAAAUGAUCCCGAAUGUAAAGGGGACGAAGUCAGCAUCAAUGAAUGUCCGAUGGGAGGACGAAAUUGUUCUUCUGGUGAAUCAGUGUCAGUUAAAUGUAAUAAAGGAAAUACCUUUGCUGGUUUCUCCGUUUAUGUAUCUGACACGGAAGACUUUAAAUCGGGCCACGCUUGUCACCAUCAUGCAGUAGAGGAAAUACCAAGCAAUACAAUAUCUUUUCCUUGCAUCACUUCGGGUCGUUACGUCACUAUUUUCAACUCAAGGAAUGCGACUCAACUUCCAUCCUUGUCAGAGUGGGCAUAUAUCAAUAUUUGCGAAUUAAAUGUUGCAGGUUGUGAUUAUGGCUUUUACGGAGGGGAGUGUUCUAGAUGUCCUGGUAACUGUCUAGACGAUAAUUGUCAUGUCCAGACAGGUCUGUGUUCAGGCUGUAAGGAUGGGUUCACAGGACCAACUUGCACUACAGAAUGUACAGCUGGCCUGUAUGGACCGAAUUGCUCUCUGACUUGUGCACAAUGUCGUGACGGAGAAUCAUGUAACAAAAUAAACGGGGCUUGUCCUAAUGGGUGUUCCGCCGGCUGGAUGGGAGAACAAUGUAAUCUAAAAUGUGAUUACGGUUUCUUUGGUCAGGGAUGUAACAAUUCCUGCAACAUUCCUAACUGUAAGAACAGCUCCUCAUGUGAUGACGUCACUGGUGCAUGUCUUCUCGGCUGUAUUGAUGGUUGGACAGGGAAAAUCUGCAAUGAAAAGACCAGUGAUAUGGUCACAUAUAUCAUCAUCGGCUCAGUAUCAUCGAUCAUUUUCAUUAUCUUGGUCGUCGCUGUUUCUGUAAGACUCAUCCAUAAAAAGCCUUGUCAUAAGAAAGAGGAAAGCUUCGAAAAGUCGUCAGCGAAUAGUGUAAAAAGAGAGUAUGAUCAUAUUGCAAAAAUUAGGAUAAAUAAGGAAUUAGAGGCUAACCAGACAUGUUAUAUGGAUACCUCAAUGGAAGACAUUAUAACAAGAUCCCAGCAUGUGUAUGAUGAACCCGAAUUUUAA